Molecule: messenger RNA, 993 nt
Organism: Solea senegalensis (Senegalese sole)
Lineage: Eukaryota; Metazoa; Chordata; Actinopteri; Pleuronectiformes; Soleidae
Product: S-adenosylmethionine decarboxylase proenzyme-like
Exons: 1
Coding region: 1-993 (330 amino acids)
Biological process (GO): spermidine biosynthetic process; spermine biosynthetic process
Cellular component (GO): cytosol
Molecular function (GO): adenosylmethionine decarboxylase activity
Source: RefSeq, a predicted model, not a curated record
AUGGAAGAGUACAAUGCACAUUUCUUUGAGGGGACUGAGAAGCUGUUGGAGGUGUGGUUCUCUCAACAUGAUGAAACCAAAGGAACCGGGGACCUCCGCACCAUCCCCAGGUUUGAGUGGGACAAACUUUUGAAGAAUGUGCAUUGCUUGAUCAUCAGUGUGACAAAGACUGACAAACUGGAAGCUUAUAUACUCAGUGAGAGCAGCAUGUUUGUCUCCAAGACACGUUUUAUCCUGAAGACGUGCGGAACCACCCUCUUACUACAAGCACUAAACCCUCUGCUGGAUUUGGCAAGGCAGUAUUGUGCCUUCAGUGCUGUCGAGAACUUUUUCUACUCCCGCAAGAACUUUGUGAAGCCAUCUCAGCAGGAAUUCCCUCAUCAAAACUUCCAGGAGGAAGUGGACUUUCUCAUCCAGAUUUUCCCAAACGGUACAGCCUACUGUAUGGGGCCUUUGAACUGUGACUGCUGGUACCUUUUUACCCUGGACCUAUCAGAGCACUGGAAAAGCAAGCAUGCAGAUCAGACACUCGAAGUUCUGAUGAGUGACCUUGAUCCAACCAUUAUGGACCAGUUCUACAUGAAAGAUCAAGUUUCUGCAAGAGAUGUCACUCGCAUGAGUGGAAUUCGUGACCUGAUACCAGGUUCUGUGAUCGAUGCCGCAAUGUUCAACCCUUGUGGAUACUCAAUGAAUGGAAUGAAGAGUGAUGGGACAUACUGGACUAUCCACAUCACCCCUGAGGCAGAGUUCUCUUAUGUUAGCUUCGAAACCAACCUCUCUGCAAGAUCUUUUGAUAAUUUGGUGAGGAAGGUGGUGGAUUUGUUCAAGCCAGGGAAGUUUGUGACGACCCUCUUUGUCAAUCAAAAGUCCAAAUGUCGCAGUGUCUUUUCUUCGGACAAGAAACUCAAGGGCUACAAGUGUCUCAACCGCCAGUUGGUGCAGUUCAAUGACUACAAUUUGGUCUUUACAAGUUAUGCCAAGAACUGCCAGUAG